AUGGCGGCCGUGGAGACGCAGGUGUGUGAGAUGGAUGGAUGCAGCAGCGAGGCCAAGCUCCAGUGUCCCACCUGCAUCAAGCUGGGCAUCCGGGGCUCGUACUUCUGCUCGCAGGAAUGUUUUAAAGGGAGUUGGGCUACUCACAAGUUACUACAUAAGAAAGCAAACGAUGAAAAGGCCAAGAGAGACGCAUCCUCGUGGACUGUUGAAGGGGACAUUAACACAGACCCAUGGACAGGCUACUGCUAUACUGGCAAACUCAGACCACAUUACCCACUGAUGCCAACGAGGCCAGUGCCAAGUUUUAUUCAGAGACCAGACUAUGCUGAUCACCCCUUAGGAAUGUCUGAAUCUGAACAGGCUCUUCAAGGUACUUCUCAGAUCAAAUUACCCUCCUCUGAAGAUAUAGAAGGGAUGCGACUUGUAUGUUGGCUUGCUAGGGAAGUUAGGGAUAUUGCUGCUGGCAUGAUUAAACCAGGUGUAACUAUUGAAGAAAUCGAUCAUGGUGUACACUUAGCAUGCAUUGCAAGAAAUUGCUAUCCUUCUCCCCUGAAUUAUUAUAAUUUCCCAAAGUCCUGUUGUACCUCAGUGAAUGAAGUCACCUGCCAUGGAAUUCCAGACAGACAACCUUUGCAAGAAGGUGAUAUUGUUAAUGUGGACGUCACUCUUUAUCGCAAUGGUUAUCACGGGGACCUGAACGAGACGUUUUUCAUUGGAGAUGUUGAUGAAGGAGCACGGAAACUAGUUCAGACCACGUACGAGUGCCUGAUGCAAGCCAUUGAUGCCGUGAAGCCUGGUGUUCGAUACAGAGAAUUAGGAAACAUUAUUCAGAAGCACGCCCAAGCAAAUGGAUUUUCCGUUGUUUGGAGCUAUUGUGGGCAUGGAAUCCACAAGCUUUUUCAUACAGCCCCCACUGUGCCCCACCAGGCCAAAAAUAAAGCAGUUGGAGUGAUGAAGUCAGGCCACGUGUUUACAAUUGAGCCAAUGAUUUGUGAAGGUGGAUGGCAGGAUGAAACCUGGCCUGAUGGUUGGACUGCAGUCCCGCGGGAUGGGAAACGGUCUGCUCAAUUUGAGUACACCCUGCUGGUCAUGGACACUGGCUGUGAAAUCCUCACUCAGAGGCUGGGCAGCGUGCAGCCUUACUUCACGUCCCAGUUUUAAUUUCCCACCAUGGCACUUUCUUACUGACCUACACAUUUUAUUGAGAGUAUAGAAAGGAAGAGGCAGGUUUUUUUUUUUCUCUUUUGUUUUUAAAUCACUUGUUUUGACAAUAAUCAGAAAGGACUACAGCCUUUGGUGGGUGUCCUCAUGAGUUUGUCUUGGAUCAGAAAAAGCUGAGAAGAAUCAAGGAAAUGUUGCUCAACUCCUUUCGGUGCCUCACCAAGCCCUCUCCCUCCCAGCCCUGCAACACCAAUUUCUUGUUUGCCCCUUGAGCACUUUGACGUAAGCCUGCUUCUAGUUGCUUUUAUCACUGCCACCAACCGGCCGUCCAGAGCCAGCUGCUUUCCAGGGGAAUGUUGAAGAUGAGAAUCCUUGAAACCAGCAACACAGGAUGCUCCAGAUUUUUUUUAUUAUAUAUGUGUGGAAACAUAUAUGCAUACAUUUUAAACUCCAUAAAUGCAAUUACUGAAC
Molecule: messenger RNA, 1632 nt
Organism: Perognathus longimembris pacificus (Pacific pocket mouse)
Lineage: Eukaryota; Metazoa; Chordata; Mammalia; Rodentia; Heteromyidae
Product: methionine aminopeptidase 1-like
Exons: 1
Coding region: 1-1161 (386 amino acids)
Biological process (GO): proteolysis
Molecular function (GO): metalloaminopeptidase activity
Source: RefSeq, a predicted model, not a curated record